CUUAUAUUUGCAAUAAUUUGAAACAGACAGAAAAGAAAUUGGGAAAGAAGCAGUCUGUAGCUGAGGAUUACUCCCACCAGAGCGUCCAGUGAGCUCAUUAGCGUCACCUGUGAAGCAACAGACGUUAAAACCAGCCAUGGCUAUGACUCUGUGUUUUGACACACUUCUCUGUAACUUCCCCAAGUGUCGGGCAAAGCUCAGUGGUUUCGCGUGGGUUACUGCCUGCUCUCAUGUAUUCUGUGACCAGCACGGCUCUGGAGAGUUCAGCCGCUCACCUGUCAUCUGCCCUGCCUGCUCCUCUGCUCUGUCUGGAAAACUAGACAUAGUCCGUACUGAGCUGUCGCCCUCAGAGGAGUACAAAGCCAUGGUCCUGGCAGGUCUGAGGCCGAAUAUAGUGCUGGACAUCAGUGCACGAGCACUCGCUUUCUGGAGCUAUCAGGUUCACCAGGAACGCAUGUAUCAGGAAUACAGCUUAUCACGGGCUGAAGCUCAACUGAAGCAAAUGGAGAAGGUUUUGACUCAACAAAAUCAGACCAGAGAGUUGGAGCUCACUGCCAUGAGAGGAGAAAUUGCAUCCUUGAAAAAGGUGAUGGAAGAGUACAAGAGAAAGUACAGUGAGGUGUCUGAACGGCUGAUGGAGAGAAACAGACAAUAUCAAAAACUGCAGGGGCUUUACGACUCCCUCAGAUUGAAGAACAUGGUGGUUGGUUUGGGAGACCGAGAGAUGCCUAACCAUGAACAUCAUGACUUUAAUGCAGGGAUGGACCGACUCACGCCCCAGAGGAGCCCACAGUUCCUCUCUGUCGGCCAUGAGGGGGACGGCAGGUUCUUCUCAUGCCUGGAGCAGGAAGGAGCAAAGUCAUUCUUUCAGUUCAGCACCCCUGCAAAGCGGGGACAGGAGAACAGGGGCCGCACUCUGGUCAAGAAACACUGAGACGGGCAUUAAUGGGCCCAUAUUGGGCCAUCUGGUCUAUGUUAUUAUGUUGUAUCCUCAUCAAAAACAUUGGAGUUGUGUUUUGUUUCAGUUGCACAUAUUUAAUGCACAAAUCCUACAUAUUUAGAGUUUUUCUCUAAAUAUAGGAAGUGCUCCACUGUGUUUUUAAACUCCACGCACCUUCACUAAGAUCAUUUGGAUAAUUUCAUCCAUGGAAUUGCCAAUCUCUACUGAAGGUAAAAGGUAGUUGAUAACUUCAAAAAACUUCUGCUCCAUGACUUAACAAGGUAGAACAGAACAGAGCAUUUUGAGCUUUGGAGAUGUAGACAGACUAAUAAUGCAGGAUUACUCAAACAUCUGUGAAUGAAACAAAACACAAUUCCAGGUGUGUUUUUGAUGAGGUAACCACAUAUUUACAUGGCUAAAAACAUGACAUAGCAUAACAGUCUGAGAUCAAUCUUGCCUAAUGGUGUACUAUAUAUGAGUUUUGAAAUGUUAUUUUAAUAUAAAGAUGUUAAAUUAUUUGAUACACAUGUAUAUGCAUUAAUACAGUUGGCAUAUUUACAGAUGAAUAAUAAACUGUUUGUAUUGUAGUUUGAAGUGAA
Molecule: messenger RNA, 1539 nt
Organism: Boleophthalmus pectinirostris (great blue-spotted mudskipper)
Lineage: Eukaryota; Metazoa; Chordata; Actinopteri; Gobiiformes; Gobiidae
Product: E3 ubiquitin-protein ligase CCNB1IP1
Exons: 6
Coding region: 137-934 (265 amino acids)
Biological process (GO): reciprocal meiotic recombination
Cellular component (GO): synaptonemal complex
Molecular function (GO): ubiquitin protein ligase activity
Source: RefSeq, a predicted model, not a curated record